AUGGGAAAAACGCUGAAAAAAAAAGCCAAAAUGGAUGUGGUGGUGGAUUAUUUUUCCGAGGGCUUGGCAGAAGAUCCCUCCCGGAAAGGGCUGGCAGGAAUUGUCCAGAACUGUACAACAGAAAUGGAGUUACAGGCAUGGCCUCAGGACAUUUACCAGCAGCAGCUGCAGGACAAAGGGCGAUGUCCAGUCUUAACCUCGCUGUUUAACUCUUUUGGGAUAUAUGGCGUAGGACAGCUCUCUCACCCGGUGUCCUGCCUCUCCUGCGUUGUCCCUGUUGCUUGCCUUGACAGGAUUGCCUAUCCAGAACGGCACAUUUUCCACCCUUUUGCCGCAGUAAGCGGCGACCAAGGGGCCAGACCCCGGACGCUGCGGAUCAGAUCUGGCGGUUCCGCAUGGGGCAGGAGGAGCAGGAGCAGCCUGAGCUGGAGCGGGGAGCAGCCCUCCUGGCGGGGGGAGCAAUUUCAGGCGUUGUUCUCCUCGACCUGCGGGCAGCGCACCUGGAGGGCGCCACAAGCCCCUCUCAGCCUCUCCCAGGGGCACGGCAGCUGGGGUGGGCAGGCUGCCGCACGCCUCCGUUUCUCCGGCAGCUGGGGGCGGGCGGGCUCCUUCCCGGCUCCCUCCUGGCUCCGCGCUAGGGCUGUCCCCGCCCGGGGAGGACUACAGCGCCCGUCGGUCCCUGCGCGCCGCCCACACACCCCCGCCUCUCGCCGCUAUCGCUGCCUCCUCUCCUGCCCGCCGGGAGCCGGACCCGGCUCGCCCGAGAGAGCGGGGCUGCGCGGGCAGGGCAGGGCAGGGCAGGGCAGGGCCGGGGGUGCUGCGGGCGGCGGCCGCGCUCGGGGGCGGCGGCGAGGUGGAGCUGGGCGGCCCCGGCCCCGUCCCGUGCGGGGGAGCGGCUCCUCGCAGCCUCGCUGCCCCGUCCCGACCGCUCCUGUGGCCGCGGCUCAUGAGGUGAAGAUGGUGAUCCGCGUCUUCGUCGCCUCCUCCUCGGGCUCGGUGGCGAUAAAGAAGAGGCAGCAGGAUGUGGUGAGGUUUCUAGAAGCCAACCGCAUAGAGUUCGAAGAAGUGGAUAUCACCAUGUCAGAGGAGAAGAGACAAUGGAUGUAUAAAAAUAUUCCUGAGGAUAGACAGCCUGCACAGGGCAAUCCACUGCCACCACAGAUAUUCAGUGAUGAUCGGUACUGUGGGGAUUAUGAUGGCUUUUUUGAAUCAAAGGAGAGCAACACUGUAUUCUCCUUUCUUGGACUGAAACCUACUUUGGCAUCAAAGGAGUCAGAACCCUAGAAAGCCCAUGUGAAGUACCAACAAGCACAUUCCUGAAUGAGUGACUCUAUUCUUCAGCACAUAACAGCUUCCCUAAUGGAUCACUGUGAUAGAGCAAACAUGUGUCAGUAGUAGUAGUCUGCUUGCCAUGAGGUGGUGCUCUCCAAUAAUGUGGAGCUAAUAACAUGCAUAUAAAAUAGGAUUAAGGCUGGGCUACUCAUCUUCUGUUGUAAAAAUGCUCACUCUUGAUGUUUCACUUUUGUCUUUUGAUUGCUUUUACAACUGGCUCUGAUAUUCUAACAGGCACGUGUGUUUGAGAAUAAGGAGUGAAAGUGUAGGGCUUGUAUCAUUCAUGAAUAUUCUUAUAUAGUCACAUUCCUUACCUUUUUUAAUUCCUCCCACUACUGUAGUUCAAAUGAAUAGUUUAAGUGCUGCUGGUUAUUAUGAUGUUUGGGCUGGCUAAGAUCCAGAAGGUAAAAAGCAUCAAUCUUGAGCUCUCAGUCUAAGCCAAUAACUGCCAUAUUUUUGCUCUACAUUUAUUUAUUUAUUGCGAUGUUUAUUUUAGAUCAUGGUUAUUUUAAGAGACAUGGGCUGCUAAUCUUGUUAAUGAAGACUCGAUUUGUCUAAUGAUGCACAUCACAGCUGACUGUUUAAAACAAAUUGCUAUCAUGAAGGAGGUGCCAAAGGGAAAUAUUUUGACAUGUUUCCAAAUGCAGGUGAAAUGUUCAGUAAAACACUUGGUGGAAAGUGUUUUACUGGGGAGUCCAGAAGAACUAAAGGGGUCUCAUAGCUAAUGACAAUAUGAAGUUAUCUCCUAAAUGAGAAACUCUUAACACCCAAGGAUGGAGCUCUAUAGUUGGACUGUCUUAAAAUGAAAUUUUGCCAAAACUUCAGUUUACCUUCAAUAACACACAGCUCCACCACAAGCCACAUGAGAGUUGGGGGAUACUUUGAGAGCUAGGUUUCAGUCCCAUGAUGGUUAAACACUCCACCAUGGUCCAAGAGCAUGCCUAACUUGCCUAGCUGGUGUCCUGGUUCUAUCCCCAGAUGUGGUGAUGUGGAGGUGCCUCCAAGACAGUUAGAAAGCUGAGUGUGUGCUUUGCCAAAUGAGGCCAGAAAGGUUGUUGAGCUGAGGAAUAAGUAAAGGAAGUGGAGAUUAUUCCAGUGAGACUGCGCUGAUGCACGUAACAGAACUUAGGCCCACGACUUGCUAAUAAUCAUUACAAAAUGUGUUCUAGACAGAAGUAAAAUUGCAUCAUGUGUUUUGAAUCAAAUCUGGAUACAUAAGUAACAUCUAUGCUGUGAUGUAGCUUUUACUAAAGGGAUUUCAUACUGG
This is a messenger RNA of Motacilla alba alba, 2599 nucleotides long. It is a transcript of the gene SH3BGRL2, whose product is annotated as SH3 domain binding glutamate rich protein like 2. Lineage: Eukaryota; Metazoa; Chordata; Aves; Passeriformes; Motacillidae. The transcript has 6 exons. The record is from RefSeq and is a predicted model, not a curated record. Gene Ontology annotation, cellular component: cytoplasm. The coding region runs from base 1 to 1284 and encodes 427 amino acids.